UCAUGCGCUCGGACCGAGCCGUGACCUGCUGCUCCGGCUAUGCUAGAGGUCCGUACCAACAUAUGUUCCGCAUAAAAUCCAGUAAAUACCAGUUAUUUGUGAAAUGUAACGCAUUAAACGAUACUGGUUUAGUGAUUAUAGAAGGUAACCAGCGCAGCAGCAGUGAUUCUCAUGAGCGGCGAUCGGUAUUUAGUAGCGCAUGUUUAUAUUUUAAGUUUACCUCAGCUAGCUGGCUAGCUAACUUAAGCUUGUUUUCCAGCUAACCAAAAGUGAAACUGGAAUAUGAGCUACAUGGUUGCAAGCUUUCGGAGUUUGUCUCUAAAUUAACUCAAUCGAGGUAUCAACUCUGUAACAAACAAGACAUAAACAUGGUUGCUUCCUGGCUUUAGCAGCAGCUUGACCCUCAUCAUCAUGGACUCCUGAAAUCCUUAGGCUUCAGCGACUCAUCUGGUCGCUGGUUUGGGACGAGGUCACCUUUCAGCCUAGAACCUGUCUGACCUCCCAAGAAGAGGGAGCGAGCAGAUGGGGAACUGUUGCUGUCGCCCUGAGAGUCCCUGUGGCAGUGCGGAGGAAAGAAGUGGUUUGCUGAAAGAUGACCCGAAGGCCACGGUGCCUACAGGUGAAACACUUGUGGUGGGCAACUGUGGUCCUGAAAAAGAUGAUGACAUCAGGAAAGUGCCUGAAGAGGCCAAUAUAAAGGUGGAGGAGGCUGUGCAGGUGAAGCAGAGUCCUGAGGUUGCAGAGAUGGAGCCUAAUAACGUUCAAGAGAAUGGACCCUUGCAAAAGGUCGUCUUACAAACGGCAACGCCUUCUUCCAGCAAAAAAUCUGAACUCAAAGAAAACUUCACCAGAGCACAAGAUAAAGAUGUGAAGGACCGUCCUAGUGGACAAGCUGAACCCCUGCAAUGCACUUGGAAAGAACACACCACAGCUGUUAAUGAGGCUUUUACAGUUCUGGCAUCAGAAGAAGAAAAGCCAGCCUCAGUGCAGGACAAAAUCCCUGACAGCAGCUCUCUGACAGCAGAGGCAGUUUGCCCUGAAAACCAUACUGAGACAAACGCAACAAGAGAGCACAAUACAUUGGACACUACUCGUGAUAAUGAUGAAGAAGUGGGCUCAAAAGUCACUAUUGAAAACGCUGUAGCCGAGCCAUCAGGGGAGUCUUCUCAAAACAAUGAAGCGUUAUCUGUGUCAAACCCUGCAGCAGCUUGUCGGGUGUCGUCCAUCUCUGGGGUCAGUCAGGAAAACGAAGAAGAGUCUCCGAGCUGUGCUGUGACAGAGGAUUCAGUGAAAGGGAGUUCUUCAGUGUGCAAGGAGGCCGGUCCUGAAGUCAUACAAAUCCAUGGUGUCUGUGAGUCUUCUCCUGAAUCGGAGCCCAUGGGACUCGACCACUGUGGUGAGGAACGAGACUCCGCCGACUGUGUCAGGGAGCCAGAGCCCACAGCCCCGGCAGACGCCAGCCAGAGCUCAAAGUCUGAUCAGGAUGCACAGCCAGAUCUUGGUUGUACAGCUAUGACCUCAAAGGAGGUCACUUCCUUGGAGAGCUUCAAACAGGAUAUUGGAGAGGAAAUGAUGCCUAAAGGACAGGAGAAAGAUAGAGAUGUUCCCAAAGCGAAGGAGGACGAUGAGAUUAAGAAGGAGGUGGAGAAGGCUCCCACAGAGGCCGAGACUCAGGCUGGGAAGGAUUCUGAGAUUCAGGAGGUAACUGAUGUAACCGAUGUAAAGGCUGAUGAGAUACCUGUCGCAGAGAAGGAAGACUCUGCUGAAGAUGGCCUGGCGAACAGUGAAGAAGACCUGUACAGAGGAGCUGAGGAGCUGUCAGCGUCACCAGAAACUACGCUUUUAAAGGUGGAGGACAGAUGCAGUUUGGCCCCGGCGGUGGAUAUUUUGUUUUACAGUGAGAGAGAGUGGAAAGGAAAUACUGCCAAAAGUGUUCUCAUUAGAAAGGGUUAUAAGGAGAUGUCCCAGAGGUUUGGCAGCGUGAGGAGAGUCAGGGGGGACAACUACUGUGCCCUCAGAGCCACGCUGUUCCAGGUGCUCUCCCACAGCACCCAGCUGCCUGCAUGGCUGCAGGAGGACAAUAAUAUGCUUCUGAAGCAACUUGAGGCCCAGGAAGGUCUGAUAAGUCAGUGGACAUUUCGUGGAGAAUGCCUGCAGGGAGAUGGGACAGGAGAUGCCACCGUGCAGCUGAAAGGCUACAUGGAGCUUCUCCGAAAUACGUGGCAGGCAGCAGUGGACUGCUCCUCCGCUGUGGAGCGGCAGCAGCUUUGCGAGCGAGUGUUUCAGGGAGGAGAAGAGGAGCUGGGGCUGCUGGAGGCGCUCAAACUGCUGAUGCUGGGCAGAGCGGUGGAGCUGCACAGCUGCAUGCAGGGCGGCGGAGACAUCCCACUCUUCUGCUGGCUGCUGUUUGCUCGGGACUCAUCUGACUGCCCGCGCUCCUUCCUCUCCAACCACCUCAGCCACGUGGGCCUCAGCGCCGGGCUGGAGCAGGUGGAGAUGUUCCUGCUGGGCUACGCCUUGCAGUGCACCAUUCAAGUUUACAGACUGUACAAGGCUGACACAGAGGAGUUUAUCACCUACUUCCCAGACGACCAUAAGGACGACUGGCCGUCCGUGUGCCUCGUCACAGAGGAUGACCGCCACUACAAUGUGCCAGUUGUAGAAGCUGCAAAAGAACUACACUGCUGAUUGCCACUGCAGAGAAGUCUCCUGCCAUACAAACAAAACACUCCUCAGGUCGAUCAAGGUGAAUAGAUUUACGGCAGUUGAAGGAAUAGUUUGACGUUUUGGGAUAUUUGCUUUCUUGCUGAGCGUUAGACGAGACACUGGUUAGCUCAGCACAAAGACUGCAAAACGGGGAAAGAGCUAGCCUGGCUCUGUCUGAAGGAAUGUUUCCAGUCUUUGUGCUGUGCUAAGCUAACCGGGUGCUUGCUGUAGCUUCAUAUUUAGACUUUAGAGUCAAAUCGAUCUAACUCACGGCAAGAAAGCAAAAAAGCGCAUUUCCCAAAAUGUCAAACUAUUCCUUUUAAAAAAGAAUAUGCUGAUUUGAGACCCUGUACAAGAUGUGGUUUACACCCUUUUGUACACACUGUACUGUAUACAGAAUUUUCUAUUUGAGUACAUGUACAUAUAUGUGCAUCUGAUAUUGCGGGGUCAUCUCAGUUAAGUCCAAAUUAGUUUGCAGGGUGUCAUUUUGACUUUAAGGCAGGGAGGAAAAAUGCCCAGAUUUUCUCAGCAACCUCCUUUUGUUUGACAUUUUUCUCUUUAAAAUCCUGAUCAAAACACAGUGGAGCUGCCAACAUAAAGGUUGGUGUUUACACUGGAAUUUGGGCACUUUAAUUUGUGUAUUAAUUUAUUCGGUUUCAUUUAGUGUGUGUGUGUAAGUGUGUGUCUAAGUGUGUAAAAGAUGUUGCCUUUAACCAAGCUGUUCGGAGUGGAAAAACAUGCCAAUGUUGCUGCAAAUACUGGCAACAGUCCCAACCACCAGCCACUGGAUUCAGUAGUAAAUGCUCGCUUGGUCCUCCAUGUUGCCUUAGAAAUAAUGCACAAUAAGAAUGAAUGUUGGUUAUUAUAAGAGGCAACUUUCUUGCCCUAUUUCCAGAGCAGUUUAAGGGGAUAGAUUAACAGUAAAACAUGUAUUUAUGCCAUUUGCAGGAAUGUUCUUUCUCAGUCAGAUUUUUGAAUGGCAUUUAGAUAAAAUUAAAGUACAAUUUUUCUAAAAGUCUUUUCUUUUGUUGGAGCUUUUCCAAAUUUUAUGAGAACUGAUAUUUCAGAAGAUACAGAAAAUGACACAUUACGUCUGUUUGGGGUCUCGUAGACUCCAUCUGUAAAACAUGGUUGAAUACAAUGGAUUUUCCUAUGAUGUGUGA
Molecule: messenger RNA, 3869 nt
Organism: Perca fluviatilis (European perch)
Lineage: Eukaryota; Metazoa; Chordata; Actinopteri; Perciformes; Percidae
Exons: 11
Coding region: 523-2688 (721 amino acids)
Biological process (GO): protein linear deubiquitination
Cellular component (GO): cytoplasm
Molecular function (GO): cysteine-type deubiquitinase activity
Source: RefSeq, a predicted model, not a curated record